AAGAGACGGGUGAACGCCGUUGUGGGGCGGUCCUGUCGAGGGCGACGGAGCUAGGUUGCCACUCUCGGGCUACCUCGUGGCACGAGGGUCAGGCGAGCGUCACGCGGAGGUUCGUUUCCCAGACGAGCACGGCACGGCCGGGGCCACGGCACUCUUCACCCUCCCAGGAACCCUGGAAGUGGCUGUCAGGUUCAGGUCUCUGAGCAAGGCCAGGGUGGCUCCUGUUUUCCAGGAUGGACUUCCCCAGCUCCCUCCCACCCUCGUUGUUUACGACUGGCCCCCUUGGUCUGAGCGAUGUCCCUGACGUGUCCUUCAUGUGCAGCUGGAGAGACGCGCUGACCCUGCCGGAGUCCCUGCCCCAAGGUCCUGAGAACGCGGCACCGCACGUGGCCAAGGGCCUGCUCUGGGAGCCGGACACCCCCGGGCCGCUGCCCUUGCUGCCUCCUGGUCCCGAUCCCUGGGACCCCGGCGUGACUGCCCAGGAUCUGCUUUUCCGGGGAGGUUACCAGUUCCGUAGACAGCCCCAAGCCGUGCUGGACGUUACUGAGCAGCUCAGCCGGUUCUUGUGGGACCAUGGGGACAUAGCCUUUGCACCCCUGGGGAAGCUGAUGCUGGAGAAUUUCAAACUGGAGGGAGCACGGGGCCGCUCUAAGAAGAAGACAGUGGUCAGCGUGAAGAGGCUACUCCAGGACCUCGGUGGACACCAGCCCUGGGGCUGUCCCUGGGCUUACCUCAGCCACCGCCAGCGCCGGUUCUCCAUCCUUGGGGGCCCGAUCCUCAGCACGUCGGUGGCGAGCCUCCUGGGGGAGCUGCUGCAUGAGGAGCUGGCCCUGCGGUGGGAGCAGCUGCUCCUGGAUGACGCCUUCACUGGGGGUGCGCUGGCCUGGGUGCCCGGCAGGACGCCCAGGGCUGGGCAGCUGGUCUACCCUGCAGGAGGCGCCCUGGACAGGCUGUACUUCCAGAAGGUCAGCCUGACCCCAGGCAGUGAGCCCCGGGUUCUCGGAGGCCCUGGCCAUAUCCGGCUCCGGGGACCUGUCCGGCAGGUGGUGACCCGCACCGUGCAGGGAGAAGGUAAGGCCCAUAGACGCCUCCCCCCUCCACUCACUGACCUGUUGCCUGACUCUGACCCUGACCCUGAUCCUCUCCAUCCCUCAGCUCUGCUGGCUGUCCGCUCUGACUACCACUGUGCCUUGUGGAAGGUCAGUAAGCAGGGGCAGCCGGCCCCUCUCCAGGUGUUGCAGGUCGAGAAGGGGGCCACAGGGAUCAGCCUCAGCCCUCACCUGCCUGGAGAGCUGGCCAUCUGCAGCCGUUCCGGAGCCAUCUGUCUGUGGACUCCCCAGGACGGGCUGCGGCAAAUCUACAAGGACCCCGAGACCCUUGUGUUCCGGGACCCCUCUCCCUGGCGUUGGGCAGACUUCACCGCCCACCCUCGAGUGCUGACUGUGGGUGAUCGCACCGGAGUGAAGAUGGUGGACACUCAGGGCCCGCCGGGCUGUGGUCUGCUGCUUUUUCGUGGAGGGGCAGAAGCAUCGUGCCAGAAAGGGGAGCGGGUCCUGCUCACCCAGUACCUGGGGGAGUGUGGCCCCGAGUGUCUGCACCCCACGCUGCACCUCAUCUGCACCCAGUUCUCGCUGUACCUGGUGGAUGAGCGCCUCCCCUUGGUGCCCCUGCUGAAGUGGAACCACGGCCUCCCCUCCGCGCCCCUGCUGGCCCGGCUGCUGCCCCCGCCCCGCACAGGCCUCCCGCGGCCGCUGCUCCUGGCGGGCCAGGGUGGGGAGCUGCAGCUGCUGCACAUCGCAGGAGAGGGGGCCUCCACGCCCCGGCUGGCAGGGCCGCCCCAGUCUCUCCCUUCCAGGAGCGACUCCCUCUCUGCCUUCCCCCUGCUGGAGCCCAAGAGUCAGUGGCGGCUGCAGGAACGUCUGAAAGCACCAGCCAUAGGUCUGGCCACCGCCAUCCCACCCUCCGCUUCCACACCGGUGCUGUCGCUCUUCCAACUUUCGGCGGCUGGAGACGUCUUCCACCAGCACCUCCACCUCCAGGGAGAGGCCGGUCCUGACUCUCCUGCCCCCACGGCUUCCUGGACCCCCCAGGCCACUGCCUCCUGCAGCCGGUGGCUGAAGGCCCUGCUGGAGGUGCCCCUGGCUCCCCCCGUGUGGGCUGCACCCACCUUCUCCCACCGCCGCCUGCUGGGCUGCUUUGAGCCUCAAAAGGCAGAGGGCAAAGCGCCAGAGGGUCUUCGCAUGGCCAUGGCCAAAGGGCGUCUCCUGCAGCCGAGGGACCUGGGCUUGCUCCCCACGGAAGAGCGGGCCCCCGCCCCCGAGCCAGGCCCCGAGGACGAGCUCAGCGAGCGUUUGGAGGCAGCCUGGGAGGGCCAGGCGGCGGCCUGGUGGGAGAGGCGGCGGGGCAGCGGCUCGGGGCCCGGCAAACAGCCCAAGCGGCACAAGCGCCGGACUCAACUGUCCAGCACCUUCUCCUCACUCAGCGGCCGCUUAGACCUCUCAGACGCCACCAGCCCCCCUCCCAGCCCAGAGCGGACACUCCCCGAAGCCAGGCCUCAGCCCCCAGUGACCCCGCCCUCCCAGGAGUCCACCCAGGAGCUGUGGGCCCGGGGCGUCCCCUCGGAGCGGCAGCAGACCCUCCGGGACUACAUGGCUGAGCUGCCGCUCCGAGGGGAUGCCCCGGGGGCUGCCUCUGUGCCUUCCUCCCAGACCUCCAGCGUCCGGGCCACCCCCUCCCGGCAGCGGGCAGCCGUCCGCUCCGGCUCUCAGCCACACUGGAAGAAGCCCCGCAUGGGCUUCUGACGCCCAGGGAAGCUGCCCCCCACCUCCAGGGAGCCCUUUGUCCUGCAUAAGCUGUGCCUUUUGUGGUUGAAACGGGCCAGGGUGCAGACCUUCCUGCUUUCCGAAGGCCUUCGUGACUGCGGGAGACAUUCAGAAGCGAUUUGAGUCCACGUUGGAGGAAGGAGCACAAGGUAGUCGUUUCUCCUGUAGCUCGUGCUCCCGGGGGCACGUUGAGAAGUCCUGGGAGCCCCGUCCUGAAGGUCAGUGUCGCCGGGAUCCCCUCUAGCCGACAGUGUCGUGCCGGAAAGCGGGGGCUCCAGGCGGCCGAGGGCUCCGCCACGCACGGGCCCCCGGGGACGUGGCGGUGACGGUGAAGUGAGCUGCCCAGCCUGCCGGUGCUCCACUGCUGGGUGUUAGGUGUGGGUGUGUGAAGCGGUUUCUAGCACCAUCUAACGUUUUGUAGAGGGAGGCACUUUGGACCCACGUUUAGGGGUUGAAUAAACUUGUCAGCUGA
Molecule: messenger RNA, 3294 nt
Organism: Eubalaena glacialis (North Atlantic right whale)
Lineage: Eukaryota; Metazoa; Chordata; Mammalia; Artiodactyla; Balaenidae
Gene: TAF1C
Product: TATA-box binding protein associated factor, RNA polymerase I subunit C
Exons: 14
Coding region: 234-2801 (855 amino acids)
Biological process (GO): transcription by RNA polymerase I
Cellular component (GO): fibrillar center
Molecular function (GO): RNA polymerase I core promoter sequence-specific DNA binding; protein binding
Source: RefSeq, a predicted model, not a curated record